GUACUAGAGCGCCUCGCUGCAAGGUCUUCCCAAGCAGAUCAGAUUAUUAAAGAUUUGACAGAUAAGAUUAUGGAUUUGCGACAGUCUGCAGUUGCUGAAGCGUGUAAGAAGGAAGAGGAAAGCUUACGUCGAGAAAAUGCAGCCCUCAGAAGUGAAGUAGAUGCCUUAAGGAAGCAACUAUGCCAAGCUGAAUCUAGAAAUGGAAGGAGACAAAUCACACUUCCAUCCCAGCCUGCAAAGGUUAAUGUACCAACUGUAGUCCUGGCAACAGCAGACAAUGCAACUGGAGAACCAUCUAAUGAAAAAACAUCUGUUGAGAAACCUAAACAAGAGAAGAAAAAGAAAGAAAAGAAAGAAGCAAAACCUAAAGCACCAGCUGAGGGGGCCCUGCCUGUGGAUAUCUCCAGGAUGAACAUAAAGGUUGGUCAGAUAGUGAAUGUAAAAAAACAUCCAGACGCUGACAGUCUUUACAUUGAGGAGGUCAACCUUGGAGAAGAGAG
Messenger RNA from Owenia fusiformis, 500 nucleotides. The record is from the annotation of a GenBank genome assembly. NCBI's taxonomy places the organism in Eukaryota, Metazoa, Annelida, Polychaeta, Sabellida, Oweniidae.